Messenger RNA from Monoraphidium neglectum, 675 nucleotides. RefSeq names its product Synthesis of cytochrome c oxidase. The transcript has 4 exons. Gene Ontology annotation, biological process: mitochondrial respiratory chain complex IV assembly. The coding region runs from base 1 to 675 and encodes 224 amino acids. NCBI's taxonomy places the organism in Eukaryota, Viridiplantae, Chlorophyta, Chlorophyceae, Sphaeropleales, Selenastraceae. The record is from RefSeq and is a predicted model, not a curated record.
AUGCUGGUGGGCGUGGCUGCUUUCCUCGGCGUCGUCGCCUUCGCGCAGCACACGGCAAAGGAGCGCGUGGACGACAUGAUGAAGCGCAGCCAGAAGGUGGUCGGCAAGGCGGCGGUGGGGGGCCCCUUCGCACUCACGGACCAGGAUGGCCAGCCAUUCACGCACCUCAACCUGCUCGGCCACUGGAACGUCCUCUACUUCGGGUUCACCUUCUGCCCCGACAUCUGCCCUGACGAGCUGGAGAAGCUAGCGGAAGCUAUCGACAUCGUGGAGCGCGACGCCGGCGAGAAGCUGCAGCCGGUGUUCAUCACGAUCGACCCGGAGCGGGACAGCCCGCAGAAGGUCAAGGCGUACGUGCGCGAGUUCCACCCGCGCCUGAUCGGCCUCACAGGCACCCCAGAGGCCAUCAAGGCAGUCAGCAAGGCCUACAGGGUGUACUUCCACAAGACCACGGAUGACCCAGACGACUACCUCGUAGAUCACUCAAUAAUCACCUACCUUAUAGACCCCAACGGCGACUUUGUCACGUUUUACGGAAAGAACUUUGACGCCCCCGGCUUGGCGGCGAGCAUAGGGCAGCACAUACGCGAGUUUGCAGCCGAAGAGGCGGGGACGGGUGGCAACGGGGCGGGCAAGGGGGAGGCGGGCAGCCAGGAGGGGCGGGCUCAGCGCUGA